Peronospora belbahrii is the source of this 756-nucleotide messenger RNA. The record is from the annotation of a GenBank genome assembly. Lineage: Eukaryota; Oomycota; Peronosporomycetes; Peronosporales; Peronosporaceae.
AUGGUAUACUUGUCUAUGGAACGUCUGGGUAAUCAAGUGACUAAAUUAGGCUAUUCGAUGCCAAGUUUGACAAGAAAAGUAGACGGUUUGAAUGACUGGAGACAAAUACUCGAGAAACACGUGAGUACGAUUAGAAAUGAGAUUCAUGGUAUGCAAAUUAUUGGUACGCACAAGAUAAACCCUUCGCUCGUAUCAGACGUCGCACAAGAUUCUGGAGAGAUACUUGACGUUAUCAGUGCCUUGACGCAAGAACUUGUUGCGUUACAGCAUCGGACUGCACAACUUGUGACAAAGAAAGCAGAUAUGGUUGGACGUCUUGUAGCUGUGAUGGCAGGAGGUUCUGCUUUUGCUACGACUGCUGUUGCUGAGAGUCUUGUUCACCAACCUAGUAAUGUUGUAUACGAAGAGUCGAAGAAUCCUGUAUUUGCCCUGUCCAAAGGCGCUUUAACAGUGGGAGAGCUAGCAAUGUCCUCAGCUAUGACGACACUUCCUAAGAGCUCAGAUCCUACAUCUGUGCAAUCUCAUAACAGUGCGUCUAGCGGCGGCUGGGGCACAUUUGGGGCUGCGACGUCACAAGACUCACCUCCUCCUCCGCCGUUUGGAGCAAAUAUUGCCAAUCCACCGGCGUCAAGUGACCCGUUUGGCUUUAGUUCAUUGCCUGCUGCUCCGGAUGCUGCUGCAAAGGUAACAGGAACCCAAGAAUCAGUGUCAACGCCAGCACCGGUCAAUGAUUUCUCGUGGGGUGCGUUUCAAUAG